Messenger RNA from Phacochoerus africanus (Common warthog), 6661 nucleotides. RefSeq names its product F-box protein 41 (gene FBXO41). Gene Ontology annotation, molecular function: protein binding. The coding region runs from base 1 to 2625 and encodes 874 amino acids. Lineage: Eukaryota; Metazoa; Chordata; Mammalia; Artiodactyla; Suidae. The record is from RefSeq and is a predicted model, not a curated record. The transcript has 12 exons.
AUGGCCUCGCUGGACCUGCCCUACCGCUGCCCCCGCUGCGGGGAGCACAAGCGCUUCCGGAGCCUGUCGUCCCUGCGCGCGCACCUGGAGUACAGCCACACGUACGAGACGCUCUACAUCCUCUCCAAGACAAACAGCAUCUGCGACAGCGCCGCAGCGGCCGCCGCUGCCGCCGCCGCCUCGGGCUUCCAGCUGGCGCCCGAGCCCGCCGCCCUGCUGGCCGUGCCCGGCGCCCGACGCGAGGUCUUCGAGAGCACGUCCUUCCAGGGCAAGGAGCAGGCGACCGGGCCGUCGCCCGCGGCGCCACACCUGCUGCACCACCAUCACCACCAUGCGCCCCUCGCCCACUUCCCGGGCGACCUGGUGCCCGCCAGCCUGCCCUGCGAGGAGCUGGCCGAGCCGGGCCUCGUGCCCGCCGCAGCUGCGCGCUACGCGCUGCGCGAGAUCGAGAUUCCCCUGGGGGAGCUGUUCGCCCGCAAGUCUGUGGCCUCCUCGGCGUGCUCGACGCCACCGCCCGGCCCCGGCCCCGGCUCCUGCUCUGGGCCGGCCUCCGCCUCUCCCGCGUCCCCCUCGCCCGCCGAUGUGGCUUAUGAGGAGGGCCUGGCGCGCCUCAAGAUCCGCGCGCUGGAGAAGCUGGAGGUGGACCGACGGCUGGAGAGGCUGAGCGAGGAGGUGGAGCAGAAGAUCGCGGGUCAGGUGGGCCGGCUGCAGGCCGAGCUGGAGCGUAAGGCGGCAGAGCUGGAGACAGCGCGGCAGGAGAGCGCGCGGCUGGGGCGCGAGAAGGAGGAGCUGGAGGAGCGCGCAUCGGAGCUCUCGCGCCAGGUGGACGUGAGUGUGGAGCUGCUGGCCUCGCUCAAGCAGGACCUGGUGCACAAGGAACAGGAGCUGAGCCGCAAGCAGCAGGAGGUGGUGCAGAUUGACCAGUUCCUGAAGGAGACGGCAGCGCGGGAGGCCAGUGCCAAGCUGCGGCUGCAGCAGUUCAUCGAGGAGCUCCUUGAGCGGGCCGACCGCGCCGAGCGGCAGCUGCAGGUCAUCAGCAGUAGCUGCGGCAGCACACCCAGCGCCAGCCUGGGCCGCGGAGCUGGGGGAAGCGGCGCUGGGCCUGGCACCCGGGGCCCCGGCAGAUCGAGAGAACACCACGUGGGCCCGGCCGUGCCUAGCACAUACGCGGUGUCACGGCAUGGUUCCUCUCCCAGCACAGGGGCCUCCAGUCGCAUCCCAGCUGCAUCCCAGAGCUCAGGUUGCUAUGACAGUGACAGUCUGGAGCUGCCCCGGCCAGAAGAGGGGACCCCUGAGGACAGUGGCCCCGGGGGCUUGGGCACACGGGUCCAGGCUGCCAAUGGUGGCUCAGAGCGGGCCCAGCUCCCGCGCAGCUCAGGCCUGCGGCGCCAGGCCAUCCAGAACUGGCAGCGCAGACCCCGCCGACACAGCACGGAGGGGGAGGAGGGUGACGUCUCGGAUGUGGGCUCCCGAACCACUGAGUCAGAGGCUGAGGGCCCCUCGGAUGCCCCUCGCCCUGGGCCUGCUGUGGCUGGGCCGUUGAGCAGCUGCCGGCUCUCAGCCCGCCCUGAGGGAGGCAGUGGGCGGGGUCGACGAGCUGAGAGGGGCAGCCCCUCACGCUCCAAUGAAGUCAUCAGCCCAGAGAUCCUCAAGAUGCGAGCGGCCCUGUUCUGCAUCUUCACCUACCUGGACACACGCACACUGCUCCAUGCCGCCGAGGUCUGCCGGGACUGGCGCUUCGUGGCUCGCCACCCUGCCGUCUGGACACGGGUGCUGCUGGAGAAUGCCCGAGUCUGUUCCAAGUUCUUGGCAAUGCUGGCUCAGUGGUGCACCCAGGCCCACUCGCUGACACUGCAGAACCUGAAGCCCCGGCAGCGGGGCAAGAAGGAGAGCAAAGAGGAGUAUGCCCGGAGUACCCGGGGCUGCCUGGAAGCAGGGCUGGAGUCUCUGCUGAAGGCGGCAGGGGGCAACUUGCUGAUCCUGCGCAUUUCCCACUGUCCCAACAUCCUCACGGACCGUUCGCUCUGGCUGGCCAGCUGCUACUGCCGAGCCCUGCAGGCUGUCACCUACAGAAGCGCCACAGACCCGGUGGGCCAUGAAGUCAUUUGGGCCCUGGGCGCGGGCUGCAGAGAGAUCGUCUCCCUCCAGGUGGCGCCACUUCACCCCUGCCAGCAGCCUACGCGCUUCAGUAACCGCUGCCUGCAGAUGAUCGGUCGGUGUUGGCCCCACCUCCGGGCCCUGGGGGUCGGGGGUGCCGGCUGUGGGGUGCAGGGCCUGGCAUCACUCGCGAGAAACUGCAUGCGGCUGCAGGUCCUGGAGCUGGACCACGUGUCAGAGAUCACCCAGGAAGUGGCGGCGGAAGUCUGCCGGGAAGGCCUGAAGGGACUGGAGAUGUUGGUGCUCACGGCCACCCCUGUCACCCCCAAGGCCCUGCUGCAUUUCAACAGCAUUUGCCGGAACCUCAAGUCCAUUGUGGUCCAGAUUGGGAUUGCCGAUUAUUUCAAAGAACCCAGCAGUCCUGAGGCCCAGAAGCUGUUUGAGGACAUGGUGACAAAACUCCAGGCCCUGAGACGGAGGCCCGGCUUCUCUAAGAUCCUGCACGUCAAAGUGGAAGGCGGCUGCUAACCCGGGUGGGGGGCGGCAGGGCCCCUGCCAGCCCCACGCCAGGGCGCUCUCUUUGGACCUCCAGAGGGACCCUGAUUUGGACUUGACCUUUGGAGGCCUAGUGAUAUCCUCCCCGGCCUCCAGGGAGGGGUUGUCAGUCUCCUGUCCUCCUGCUGGGACAGUGGAGCAACAGGCCUGACCCUGAGCACAGCCCCUCCUGGGCAGGAGAUCAGACAGAAGCUGUCCCCUGACUCCCCCCACCCCCACCCCCAGCUGGAGCAGCCUUCUGGGCACAGCCAGAGAAGAGCUGGGUCACCACCAGCACUCGGUGUCAUCGCUCUGAAGAUCUGCAAUAACCAACCACCCAGGGCUCCUCAGCUGCUCAGUCGGCUGGGGCAGGCCUCUCCUCUCGGAGGUCCGGCCUCCUGGUCGGGGGCCUCUGCUGGACCCCAGGCCAGAGGGUUGCUCCACCCGGCAGCUCAGACUUGCAAGGAGGGCUCUUCUCUCCCCCAGCCCUGUCCCAGCCCGCCGUGGGGCUCCCCCUUCAGGCAGCCCUCGGGGCUCUGGGUCUGCAUUCUCCAGGGUUAAGAGACAGGCAGAGGGGUCUGAGAAGGUGGUCCGCCCAGAGUGGGAGGUGGGAGCGCAGUGAGUGAGUGGGAGUGGGCUUGGGAGGACAAAACAUUCAUCCAGGACUUUUCCCCAGGACAUCAAGACCCCCACUCCCAAGAGGGGGCUGUUGCCAGGUUGAGAACACUUAGUGUUUUUAUUGCUGUAGGAAAAAGACCCCUCCCAGCUGCCAGGUACCCCACGACACACCAGAACUAAAUUCAGAGCUAAAAGGUGCAUGUUUCUAUAUCUUCCACCAGCCCUGAGCCUCUGGAGGGGCGAGGUCCCAGCUGGGAACUGCUGUCAGCAAUGAGAAACAGAUCGUGUCCUCAAGGAAUGUACUUCUAACCCAGGUGCUUGGGCAGGAAUCUGAUGGCCUUUGGGUCCCCAAGGCUCUGGGGAAGGGAGUCACUAGGCUGCCCUCUGUGCAAGGACCUGGAGGAGCCCAGAAGAGGCGUGGUUUGGUUUGGUUCUCAUCUGGCUAGCUUGCUUGCAGUUGUGGCCUUGGUAGGGAGCCAGACCCAUGGGGCCAAGAAUGAGGAUGAGCCCCCCUCAUCGGACUUGCUCCCUCCAGUCUCUGCUGGCCCCACGGGCUGAGGGCUGUGUUGGGCAUCUUCCACGUGGGGCAGUGCUGGGACCUGAGCAAGACCAUUGGCUUAAUACGCAAAUGGGGGCCUUCAUUGACCCUUGCAUGGUUCCCAAAGGACCAGGUCCUGGCACUAUGGCUUUAAAGACUCAGGUGUCCCCAGUUCCUCCUCUCAGGACUCCCACAGUGAUACAAAAGCUGUGGGUCCUGCCAACCUUCAUUUGGAAAGUUCUUUCAAACAUUAACCUAGAUCCAUCUUAGGGGUUCCUUCUCUCCUGUUACAGGAUGGGCUCUCAGCCCUGAUCAUUAGGCCCUUGGUCCUGGCUGGGGCUGGGCUCCUCUAGUUUCUCAGUCUUUUCCAGGAACCCAACUCUGCCACAACCUGGCAUGGACAUAAAGACCUGCCCUGGGGUCCCCUCCAACGAGGCCUCCAGAGCUGGGACCCCAUGGGAUCAGCAGUGUGCCAAGCUCCCCCGGCUCCCCACCCAGCUGUGUCCCAGCUCUUUUCAUUGUUGAUGAUUUUCCUCCCAUGGCUCAUUCUAGCCCUGCCCUUUGAAGACCUGAACUACCAAGGGUGUCGUGCUGGCAACUCCCUGUCCAGUCCUGCACGAAGCCUUAGCUGUGUGGCAUCCCCACCCCAGAGCACCUGGUUCCAUUGGCUCCUAACUCCCCAGCCUUGUCUCCAGGAGUCACGGAGGAGAAGCACAACUUUGUUCUGGGGCCUGGAAAGGAGGUGGCAGUCCACUGGGCCUGGCUGCCCUGGGUGUGUCUGCUCUGCUUUGCCACCUGCAUCCUCAGAGCCCCGGCUCCCUGUGACCCCAGGACCAGAGGUGCUCCCUCCCUGUCUCCUGGACAAAGCACAAAGGGAUGCCCUGCUUGGCCUGAGGCUGUACUACUGAGGGACUUUUUCUACCCCAGGAAGCCUCCAUCUCUGAAUGCAGGGCUUUGGGCAGUUUCUCCCAGGGAAGAUGCCCUCCGGAAUGCCUGGUAGCAGUUCUGGGAAAGGCUAGAAUGCACGGGUAGUGGGUUCGAGUGGGUGGGAGGUGGUGCUGAAAAGGACUGACCCUUGUCCUGGGGCCAGUGCCCCUGCCCACGGGAGUGAUGGGUCACAGGGUCCCACUGCACACCUGCGGCUGACAGACGGGUGUGCCCCGGCCUUCGUGUCUGCCCCUGGGAACUAGAGGGUGUGCAGGCUCCCCACCAGAUCUAUGCUAUUUUUUUGCCUCCCAUCGGGGGAAGGGUGCUGUCGGAGUGGGGAGUUUUGAUUUGCUCGGAUGCUCUACUUGGUCACUUUAGCAGCCACACAGCUAGGGCUGAAGGUGGGGGGCAGGGAUAGAAGGCCUGGCCAUCCGUAGGAGCCCCUCAUCCUUCACUCCUCUGUUAUCUCACACCUGAUGGGAUGCAGAGAGGAACAUCUGAGAGCAGACCCAGGCAAGCCCUGCUCCAGGGGUCCCAGCAUGUGUCAAGGCCCCUGGGUGGUGGCCUCUUGAUGUCCCUACCACCACCUCUCCCCAUCAUAUAGUCCUGCCCAGCACCUGGGAGACUUGGCAGAUGUGGCCUGAGUACAUCAUGCUUUAUUCAGGUUGCCUCCCUGCAGUACUGGCAGAACAAAGGUGAUGCCCUAUGUAUCUGGAUCCCUGAGGGAGAGGGGGCUGCCUGGAGCUGUGCUUUUCACCGGCCAAGAGACCACCCAAGGACCAAGGCAGCUCGUGUUUUCCUAGUCCUGCAAGAGAGUGGAGUUUGAGGCAGCACCCCUGCCACCCCCCCCCCCAGGAAUUGUUAUUUUAAAAAAAGCCGCCUCCUUCCCAAGGCCUGCUGCUCCAAGGUUUGACUCUGUCCUUUGCCUUUGGGGCCUGCCUGUUCUCCUGGUCCUGGUCUCUAGUCUCUGGGCCAUGGGUGAAGAGCCUCCCAUGUCCAAGUCCCUCUCGGGCACUCAGUUGAAGACCUUUCCAGAGUGACUAUUGGUGCCAAAGACCCAGUUCCUGGUGGACUUGGGGUGAAAAAAGGAGCGUUGGGGAGUGGGUGUGGGCCUGCGGGCCUGGAGGCGUUAGCUCAUACCAAUGGGAUCUGUCCCAGCUCAGUCCCCGAUGAGUGUAACUUGCCUCCCCAGAGGCCUGGCACUUCUGUCUUUACCCGCUGGUGGCUGUGCUUUCUCACCCGGCCUUGUCCCAGGCCCCAUUUCUGUAUAUAUUGCUGUGUACUGUGUGUAUGUAUUUAUUCCUGGACAAGUGUGUUCAUCUGCAGCCUUGCUGAGGAUAAGGUUUAGGAUUGGGUGAAGAUCGGAACACCAAGGUCAACGAAGGCACCAGCUCCUAGACCUACCCCAACCCCUUGGGACCCUGGCCAGUCCCAAGACUGCCCCGACAAUCAGGCAGGCUUCCCCGCUGCGAAUCCAAGCCUCGCCUGCCACUGCUGGCAUGGCCCCAGGCCUCAGCUCUGCCCCGGCAGACGUCCUGCAUCCAGGGGCAGGCUGGCCUCGGUGGCUGGCACCAGUAGGCCUGGCUCUGGUGAGCCCUGCUGGCGGGGACCUCCACAACCGGCCCCCAGGCCCUUCCUUCCCCGCAGCCAGGCUACAGUGGUCCUGAGCUGAGACGGGAGCUUCCCCCACCCCAAGCACAUCAGGCAGAGGGGUGGAGAGCAUUUUUGGUUUUGUUUCUGAAGUGGUGCCUGUACCUCCAGCCCCCAGGGGGCCUUCCCUGGCCCCACUUUUCUGCCCCACCAGGGCAUCACCGUCCCAGCACUUUGCUCCACAUCACCCGUAGAUGAUGCCCUCUGCCCAACGUACCCUGUGGAUGUAUUUACAAGGACUCAAGCGGGCAUCAGAAUUUGUGGCUUUGUAUCCAAUAAAAGAUGGUGAAACUGGAA